Molecule: messenger RNA, 432 nt
Organism: Entamoeba invadens IP1
Lineage: Eukaryota; Evosea; Mastigamoebida; Endamoebidae
Exons: 1
Coding region: 1-432 (143 amino acids)
Source: RefSeq, a predicted model, not a curated record
AUGGGGGUUUGGGAAUUUAAGUACCCGUUAUUGUCUGGACUUGCAGGGAGUUUGGGAGGAUUUUUCAGUAAAGGGAUAACAUCUCCGAAUAUCCCAAUGAGCCACAAUUGGGUUGGGUAUCUCAUUAGGGCAUUAUGUUUAAUACUUAUGUUUCUCUCGAAUGCGAGUGGAGGGUUCUUCUUUGCAAAAGCAUUAAGCGAACUACCGUCUUUAGUGGCGACAAUCACUUCAACAUUAACUGGAUUUGUCUUGUCAGGUCUAAUUGGUAACAUUUUAGGCGAAGAAAUCCGUCUCCAGUGGUAUUUAGGAAUGAUAGUUGUUAUAUGUGGGGUGACUUUGUUGUUAGUUGACAACAACGAGAAAGAAGACUUCGACAAAAAGAAGGUAGAACACGAAAAACACGACAAUGCUUUGAGAUCCAAAAGUGAAUAA